CCACACUCAUACAGGAAGAAUAGGCAGAGCAGUCAGUCUGCUAGCUCGGCACGCACCCACAGAAAUUUGACGGUGAUUAAAGACCUAAUCAGUGCUUGUCCAAUUUAGCAGGAAUGGCAGAGUUGGCAAGUCUGGUGCAGCGGCUGGAGGCGGCUGUGGGUCGUCUGGAGGCCGUGUCGGGCGAUGGAGGUGGCUCUGCUGGAGGCUCUGGAGUCGUGGCAGCUUACGUGGAGGCCUAUGAUGGCAUCGUCACCGGAGCAGUUGCCCAGUACAUGACCCUCAGCCAGCAGAUAGGGGGCGAUGUCCAGAAGCAUGCGGACAUGAUGAAGCAGGCGUUCUCCUGUCAGAGACAGCUCCUGGUCACCUCCUCCUGCUCCCAGAAGCCCACUGAUGCAUCCUUGACUACUCUCCUGGCCCCCGUCUCCAAAGUGAUCCAGCAGGUGCAGACGUUCCGCGAGCAGAACCGCUCCUCGCCCCUCUUCAACCACCUCUCGGCCGUCAGCGAGAGCGUGCCUGCCCUCGGCUGGGUCGCCAUGGCUCCUAAGCCAGGUCCCUAUGUGAAGGAGAUGCAGGAUGCUGCCCAGUUCUACACCAACCGUGUGCUCAAGGACUACAAGGAGAAGGACCAGAAGCAUGUGGACUGGGUGAAGGCCUACCUGUCUAUCUGGACUGAGCUUCAGAACUACAUCAAACAGCACCACACCACCGGACUGACCUGGAGCAAGAGUGGUCCAGUAGCCUCUGCCUCUGCAGCUCCCCCUCCCCGUGCCGGUGGUGGUCCUCCUCCCCCCGGCCCUCCUCCCCCUCCUAUGGACUUCAGCGGGUCGUCUGGCAGCGGCGGAGACCAGGGACCCGACACGCGUAACACCCUCUUCGCUUCCCUCAACAAGGGAGCUGACAUCACCAAGGGCCUGAAGCACGUGUCCAAAGACCAGAUGACUCACAAGAACCCCAACCUGAGGACCCAGACCAGUUCUGUGCGCACAGGGCCCAAGCCCUUCACCUCUUCCAAGCCAGCCGCCACUGCCGCCCCCUCUCGCAAGCUGCCCCCCGUUCUGGAGCUUGACGGCAAAAAGUGGAAAGUGGAAAACCAGGAGGGUGCCCAGGGCCUGGUGAUCAGCGACACAGAGCUCAAGCAGGUGGUCUACGCCUUCAAGUGUAACAACAGCACCCUGCAGAUCAAGGGCAAGAUAAACUCCAUCACUUUAGACAACUGUAAGAAACUGGGCCUGGUCUUUGAUGACGUUGUGGGCAUUAUAGAGGUUAUCAACUGCAGGGACGUCAAGGUCCAGGUCUUGGGCAAGGUGCCCACCAUCUCCAUCAACAAGACGGACGGUUGCCACGUGUACCUGAGCAAAGAUUCGCUGGAGUGUGAGAUCGUCAGCGCCAAGAGCUCAGAGAUGAACGUGCUGGUACCUGGUAAAGACGGAGACUAUACUGAGAUCCCUGUUCCUGAGCAGUUCAAGACUGUCUGGGAUGGCAAGAAGCUUGUCACCACUUGUACAGAGAUCGCUGGAUAGAGGGGCAGUGCUCGAAACCGCCUCCCCUUUGCAAAUGCCUACCUGACUGAUCGACCGACCAACCAGCUAACCAAACCACAAAGUAGACUGAGAUGCCAACCUCACCCAUAUUUUUCCUAUCUGCCAAUCGCAGCUUUAGCUGUUUAUUCCUUCAGCCAAUGAGAGGACUGCUUGCUUUAUCUGGAGCUUUCCUUCAGCCAAUUGCAGGGAGCAGCGUGUUAUUCGAUUUGGUUAUCCUCAUGGCCAGUGAGCGCAUUCAAAUGAGUUUGCCAACAACCAGGAUAAUUUCUGAUUUGAUCUGUACAUUCCAGCAAAUGAUAAAUAAACAUAAUAGGGAACGUGAGGGAGCAAGGCUUUUUAUCACACCUUCUCUGGUUUUAAAUCCUAAGCCAAUCAGGCUAUGUUUCCUUCAACCAAUCAUUAAUAGGGUUUCCAUUUCCCCUCUGGUCAGGGGGGGGCAGGUGUUUAGGGGUCCAAGGUUUCAGUUUCAUUUAUGCAAUUCAGCCGUGAAGCACAUGUACAACCAACCCCUCUUUACAGACGACAAUGCUAUCACUUCUGACUUUGACGAUGUUAUUAACAUUUCAUAGGGAUUGAUUAACUAUAACACAUUUGUCAUCGCUCUUAAAUCGGUGAAAUGACAAGUUACGUGCAGGAUCACUGUCUUAAAAAAAAAAAAUACCACUGAAUCAAAAUGAUGAAAAAAAUAUUGAAAUAUAAGUUUUAUUCCCAAGACACAUGGCACAUUCCCUUUAGCAUUGAAAAUGAACAUUCCAUAUUAUUGAGACAUAUGGAGGUGAACGGUGGCAAAGAGGGAGAAUGAUAUGGAAGUAUGUGGUGAGUGACUUCACUUUGGCACAAACUGGAAGUGAAAGUGGUUCUUGAGAUAGACGAGGCGUUAACGUACUCUUGAAGAAUCAUUAAUGGCUAAGUUUGGGGUUGCCUCUCUUAAGCUCUGAAUGAUUAUUGGACUGUUGUAAUGAUCUGUAUAGACAUUGCUUUUUAAUGCUAGAGUUGUCUUAACCCCACUGUCUCCAUCACCUUCACAUCAACCCACCUAUCCACUCUUGUCUCUAGUCUACUACAUCUGUGGUUAUCCUGUUGUAGUUGUCAUGCUCUGUGGAGUUUCUUUUACCUCUUUAUUUAGGUCAAGAAUCAACAUUUUGCUCAUUAGUACUGGAGGAAGACAAAAGUUGCAAUAAAAUAAUUAUAAGAA
Molecule: messenger RNA, 2736 nt
Organism: Coregonus clupeaformis (lake whitefish)
Lineage: Eukaryota; Metazoa; Chordata; Actinopteri; Salmoniformes; Salmonidae
Product: adenylyl cyclase-associated protein 1-like
Exons: 13
Coding region: 114-1520 (468 amino acids)
Biological process (GO): cytoskeleton organization; regulation of adenylate cyclase activity; cell morphogenesis
Cellular component (GO): cytoplasm
Molecular function (GO): actin binding; adenylate cyclase binding
Source: RefSeq, a predicted model, not a curated record